Messenger RNA from Pistacia vera, 877 nucleotides. RefSeq lists its product as uncharacterized. Bases 1 to 276 code for a protein of 91 amino acids. NCBI's taxonomy places the organism in Eukaryota, Viridiplantae, Streptophyta, Magnoliopsida, Sapindales, Anacardiaceae. The record is from RefSeq and is a predicted model, not a curated record. The transcript is spliced from 4 exons.
AUGGGGAUGAGUAAGAGAGAUAAGAAAAGCUCCUUUACUUCGCCUCGUGCUCAUCUCAGAACUGCUUACCACAACUGCUUUAACCGCUGGUACUCUGAGAAGUUUGUGAAAGGCAUGUGGGACAAAGAAGAAUGUGUUUCUGAGUGGCAAAAGUAUAGAGCUUGCCUAUCUGAACAUUUGGAUGAUAAACAUCUGAGUCGGUUCUUGGAAGCAGAAGGCAUUGUCGAUUCAGCCACUCAAGCUGUGAAAAACCCUGUUGACGGAGUUUCUCAGUGAUAUUUCUUCCAUCUUCAUUUAACUAAAUACAAGGGGAGGUGCUUUACAUGAAGAAGGUUGAUGCAUUGCUCAAGUAAAAAUUGUAAAACUAUAAUCUGCCAGAUUGGAGGGCCCAGAUAUGGGCCCUUAGAUUUAAUACAUGUAGAUCUAAGUGCAGGCUAUACAUCAAAGGGAUUUCUUGCUUGGCGUGUUUCAGAUGAUUUUAGCACUUUGUUAAGACUAGCAGUGGCAAUUGUAACUGCUUUAGAAUCUAGAUUUUAGUUUCAAUAUCAAUAGGUGUCAAUUUGGGGCUCCAUCUUUGCAGAGUAAACCUUAUCUUCUUCUAUGUGAGUUUCUUUAUCUGUUAGGUUUACUAGCAUGACAAAUGCACAAGUACUUAUGGUUUGUGCUAAAAAAUGCAUAUCUACAUUCUGCAAUUUUCCAUUGUAGCUGGCCCUUGAACAGUGUUUCUACUUGACUUGCAUACUGCCAAUGCAAUUAUCAAUAAGAUAGUUUUUGUUAGUGGUAUUAUUUAUAUUAAAUGACAUAACUGGUAUCUGUUCACCUGAAAGUAUUACCAUACACUGGAAUUCCAGGAUCUGAAUUAUAUCUUUCAUGCAUU